AUGGUAAGUUCGAUGUGUUGGCGUUUUCUCGCCACGCGGUCUAAUCGCGCGGGACACCGCGCGCGACGCGACGAACGCUCACGAGAGCGUGCCCUCGGCGAAGUGCAUCAAACACUUCACCUUCGCGGUUUCGAAAUCCGCGUCGGAGAUGAGCUCCUUCUCUCGCAUCGCCUUCAGCGCGCCGAUCCUCGACUCCAACAGCAUCGCCUGCAGCUCCGCCGUCUUCGCCCCGGCCUGUGCGUCGUUGACGCCGCCGCCCGGGGAUUUCGAGCGAACCAUUCUCGCCGACCCCGUGCGACCCCGCGGAACCGCCCCCUCUUUCCUCUCCCUCGGCUUCGCCGCCGCGCGCGGCCGCUUCGCCGGCGGGGUCACCCUGUGGACCUUAUUCCUCUCGUACAGAAUCUCCCCGGCCUCUUUCACGAAAUUCACCGGUCUUCGCUUUUGCAACCCGAGACGUCGAAUGAGAUCGUCGUACGCCCGCGCGGCGCUCUCCGCGGUGUCGAAGUUCCCCGGGGCCCUGUGCGCGACGCCGUCGUGGUUGACCUGCGCGCGCCACGGCCUCGCCGCGUUCGAUCGCGGGUCCCCGGGAGCGCGUCUCGUGAUCCCGAUGAAGCCGUGCGAGUCGAUGUAUCUGUUGUUCUUCUUCCCGCUGCCGGGCGCGCCGUCCGCGUCCUGCGCCUGCGCCUGUUCGCUGCCGGGAUCCGAGGGCUCUUCCCGCGGCACAUCUGCCGAGGGACUGUCUGCCAUCGCUCUUCGAAGCGCCGGCCGCGCGUGCCUCGGCGAGCUGCGCCCGAAAGCGCGCGACCUUUGUGCGCUUCUCCUUCUGUACCGGGGAUCUUCUUCGUGUUCUUCUAUUUGUGCGCGGGCUUCUCCUAA
This is a messenger RNA of Micromonas pusilla CCMP1545, 876 nucleotides long. RefSeq lists its product as uncharacterized. The record is from RefSeq and is a predicted model, not a curated record. The transcript is spliced from 5 exons. NCBI's taxonomy places the organism in Eukaryota, Viridiplantae, Chlorophyta, Mamiellophyceae, Mamiellales, Mamiellaceae. Bases 1 to 876 code for a protein of 291 amino acids.